Coffea eugenioides is the source of this 1785-nucleotide messenger RNA. RefSeq lists its product as uncharacterized. The transcript is spliced from 4 exons. Bases 1 to 1785 code for a protein of 594 amino acids. The record is from RefSeq and is a predicted model, not a curated record. NCBI's taxonomy places the organism in Eukaryota, Viridiplantae, Streptophyta, Magnoliopsida, Gentianales, Rubiaceae.
AUGGGAUCGUCCGAGCAACCUACUGAGCCUCACGUCGGAGCUGCCGAACAGGCAGCUCCAGACCAAACGGCGGGGGCCUCUGGGGGACCUGGUGGCGACUUUGGUGAGGUCGACACUAUUCCUCUGGCCCUGGAACAGAAAGAUGUUGACGAACUGGUAGAGAAAUAUGAAAUUCCUGCUCAGUUCGAACCCAGGGCCGCCCGUCCUGGAGAGGUCACCAGCCGACCUCCUCCCGGGUUCGUGGCGAUCUACAGGGAACAGCUGAUGGCCGGUCUCCACAUUCCUAUCCCCAACUUUCUUUUUGAGAUUCUCACCUUUUGGGGUAUCCGUAUAACUCAGCUCAUCCCAAACGCUGUCCGUUCCAUUAUAGGUUUCUUCAUUCUCUGUCGGGUGCUUGAGAUCCCCUUUUCCCUUGACUUGUUCCGAGCCUUCUUCCAGAUGAAGGUCAGCGGAAAAGUGCCCGGGUGGUUCUACUUCGCUCGCCGAAGUGGAGCAAAAACCCCCACCCGCGAACUGUUCGCGGGAGCUCCUUCAUCCAUCAAAGACUGGAAACCCCAGUUCUUUUUCAUAAAAAAUCUAGGUCUCCCUCCCCCGACCUGGAGAGCGGAGACUCAAGUGUCUGAUCCCAUUCCUUCUUCGCUUCCUGCGCCCGAGCUUACUCGCCUACUCAACUCGGACAUGAAACUGGGCGUGAAAGAGUUCAAUAAUGCCCAACUCUGGGCCUCAGGAUUGAUCCGAGCUAACACCUCGGAUCCGUCCUCCGAAAACACAACUCUCACUCCGGACGAGCUGGCCACCUUGAAGAGAUUUUCGCAGCUGUUGACUAUUGGGGGCAGUUCGUCCACUCCCGCUCAAGUUUCUUCCAGUAUCCCAGCCAGCUCGACACCUGUUCCACCAAUCCAGCAAGCCCCUGCUCAGUCAUCCAAAGCUGCGGAGGCUGGGAAGAAGAAAAAGAAGAAAAUCACCGCCAAGAGAGCCAGAGUGGAGACGACCUCGUCUCCAGCUCGGGAGGAGGGAUCGACGCCUGAGUCUGCACAGGCCGGCCACUACGGCGUGAACACCGCCGAGGAGCAGGCCCGGGCUGAUGCUCCCCCUAACUUAUGGCAACAUGUAGCUCGGGAGCUCAUUCACGGCGCCAUCCUUCCACGGGACUACAAUCUGGUCAAGACCAUGGACUCGUCCGACCUUCUGAACUAUUAUUACACGGGAGCAGCUCAGAUGAACGUGGUCGGACCUGAAUUGGCCAGGCGCUACGAGAGCCUGCUCCCACUGAUGAGCGAAACGAAGGCCGCUAAUGAGAAGCUACUAAGCCAGCACGAAGCUGCUGUGGUUGAAACUGAGGGCCUGAAGAAGCAGCUCGCCCAAGUCCAUACGAACUUCGAACUGGAGUUGAAGAAGAACUCCGAGCUGACCUCCCAGCUGAAGGAGGAGCAACAGAGGGGAGCUGAGCUGGCCGCUCAGGUGGAGGCGGCCAGGGCUGAGGGCCACCAAGAGGGCGUGCGGAACUUCCUUAGGUCGGAGGGCUUUAUGGGCGACCUGGCUAUCUUGAAUACCCCAGUGCUGCAACAUGGAUAUUCCCAGGCACUGAAGGAAGUGCAAGGGUUAGGUCUGUCUGGGUUCGAUCUGGGGAAGUUUUCCAAAUACAGCCCCCAGGCUGUGGAGCAGAUCGACUGCCUGGUGGAGAGCUACACGCAUGGGCGGAAGCUGGCCGAUCUGGUUGCUGAUCCUCUACUGCCAGUGACCACCCCUGAACCCGAACAAGAGGAGGAAGAGGGAGAGAACUAG